UAAUUAAGCUUCUUUUUUUUUUUUCUUUUUUCUUUUUAAUUUUUUUCCCCGGUUACAAAUCAUAUCGUUCUUGACGACACUGUAUCGAAAAAACAAAAAUUCCCCUUCUCCCUCUUUCUCGUUUACGCUCCUCUUAACUCUAAACCCUAACCAGUAGAUUUAGAUACGUACAUGGGUUGCUCCGCAUCAGUUCCUGAUAGAAAUGUAGGGCGGAUAGGCGGGCUUAAUCCGGAGAAUGGAGGGGCGAAUGAUGCUAAGAAUCUGCGGGUGAAGCUUGUGGUGUUAGGUAGUUCUGGGGUCGGGAAAAGCUGUAUUGUACUCCGUUUUGUUCGUGGACAGUUUGAUCCAACAUCCAAGGUAACUGUUGGAGCUUCUUUCUUGUCUCAGACAAUUGCCUUGCAGGAUUCUACUACUGUGAAGUUUGAAAUAUGGGACACAGCUGGACAAGAAAGGUAUGCAGCACUGGCACCACUAUAUUAUAGAGGAGCUGCAGUUGCAAUUGUUGUGUAUGAUAUAACUAAUCCUGAAUCAUUUGCCAAAGCACAGUAUUGGAUCAAGGAAUUACGUAAACACGGAAGUCCUGAGAUAGUCAUGGCUUUGGUCGGUAAUAAAGCUGAUCUCCAUGAAAAACGAGAAGUACCAGUUCAAGAUGGAAUCGACUGUGCUGAAAAGAAUGGGAUGUUCUUUAUCGAGACAUCUGCCAAAACAGCAGAUAAUAUAAACCAGCUGUUUGAGGAAAUAGCCAAGAGACUCCCUCGCCCUGCUCCUUCCUGAUUUUGAAACUUUGAGAAUUUAAUUGUGAGCUACAGAUUGCUGGAUCUGCUUGUAUCAUACUGUAUUACUGUUUUAUGUUUUUCCAGGAUUGCAAUUUUAUUACUGUGGUUCUGUUGGAGUUCUGUCAUAAUUUUUCAAAACUUGGGACGUAGGUUUACAGCCCCAUCAUAUAAGUGUAUUAUAUUCAUAAAUGGUACUCAGAAAAUAUCGCUAUAAAUGCAUAGUUAUAUUGUGAAGUC
This is a messenger RNA of Olea europaea var. sylvestris, 1013 nucleotides long. RefSeq names its product ras-related protein RABF1. The record is from RefSeq and is a predicted model, not a curated record. The transcript has 8 exons. Gene Ontology annotation, molecular function: GTPase activity; GTP binding. NCBI's taxonomy places the organism in Eukaryota, Viridiplantae, Streptophyta, Magnoliopsida, Lamiales, Oleaceae. The coding region runs from base 172 to 774 and encodes 200 amino acids.